Messenger RNA from Xiphias gladius (swordfish), 2921 nucleotides. RefSeq names its product APEX nuclease (apurinic/apyrimidinic endonuclease) 2 (gene apex2). Gene Ontology annotation, molecular function: zinc ion binding; DNA-(apurinic or apyrimidinic site) endonuclease activity; phosphoric diester hydrolase activity. NCBI's taxonomy places the organism in Eukaryota, Metazoa, Chordata, Actinopteri, Istiophoriformes, Xiphiidae. The record is from RefSeq and is a predicted model, not a curated record. Gene Ontology annotation, biological process: base-excision repair. Gene Ontology annotation, cellular component: nucleus. The transcript is spliced from 6 exons. The coding region runs from base 318 to 2048 and encodes 576 amino acids.
GGUCGAGUGUCAAAAGCGCGCCGAAAAACCCUGAAAGCACGUUUACUCCCUCUAGCUAGGCAAAGGCGCAAUGCAAUUAUACCAAGAAAUGUAGCUUAUAUUUUGUACUUUUCAGUGUAUGACGUGUGCUGUGUAUCCUGACAUAGCAAUUUAACAAAAUGCAAGGAAUAAAAUAAUUAUAUUUUAUCAACAAACUCUAAACAGGAGAGAAAUAUAAAAAGAUUAGUGAAAAAAGUACACUUCCGCUCGAACCUUUCUUGACUUCCUUUUUACUUCCGAAGCUGCACAUUUCAGUCAAACAGCUCCAGGUUUACAAAAUGAAGAUCGUUACCUGGAACAUAAAUGGCAUAAGGACUUUCAGAGGCGGCAUUAAAAAGGCUCUUGAUUCACUAGACGCAGAUAUUAUCUGCAUUCAGGAGACAAAAGUGACAAGAGACCUGCUUGAUGAGAGAACUGCAAUUGUUGACGGCUACAACUCCUAUUUCAGUUACAGUCGAGGACGCAGCGGCUAUUCAGGGGUCGCCACUUACUGUAAGGACAGUGCCACGCCUUUUGCUGCUGAGGAGGGUCUCACAGGUCUGCUGACCAACCACGAGGGGGCUGUUGGAUGCUACGGUGAUCCCACCGAGUUUUCAAGUGAGGAGCUACAGCUUUUGGACAAUGAAGGACGAGCCAUCAUCACGCAGCACAGAAUAAUGUGUCAGGACAAAGUGCAAACUGUUACUGUAAUCAAUGUAUACUGUCCACGGGCUGACCCCGAAAAGCCAGAGCGAAAACAGUUCAAACUGCAGUUCUACAAAUUGCUUCAGUGUCGGGCUGAAGCUAUACUGAAAGAUGGCAGCCAUGUGAUUGUUUUAGGAGAUGUAAAUACAUCUCACCGGCCAAUAGACCACUGCGACCCCAGUGAUAUUGAUGGUUUCGAUGAAAACCCUGGAAGAAAAUGGCUGAAUGUUUUUUUGCACAGUGGCAAACUAGAAGAGGACAGGAAUGAUGAGGAACCCGAUGAAGAAUCUGAGGUAGCUUCAACAGAUCCCAUCUACGGUGGAAAAUUUGUGGAUACCUUUCGCUAUUUCCACCCAACUCGAAAAAAUGCCUUCACAUGCUGGUCCACUCUCACUGGAGCACGGCAGACCAACUAUGGCACACGCAUUGACUAUAUAAUCGCUGAUUGCCAGCUAGCCAAGGAGCAGUUUGUGGCGGCAGACAUCAUGCCAGAGGUGGAGGGGUCAGACCACUGUCCUGUAUGGGGGCGACUGAGCUGCCCUCUCCUGCCCAGCUCUAAGCCUCCUCCCCUUUGCACUCGCUACCUGCCGGAGUUUGCUGGCAAGCAGCAGAAACUCUCCCGCUUCCUUGUUAAAGUGGACCAAAGAUCAGUUCAGGCUGAGCAGAGGGGUGCAUUACCUGGAUCUCAAGAGGAGGAGGAAAGGAGGGAGAAUUUAAACCCAUUCGGUGCUGGAAACGUCUCUGGUAAAAAACGGGUAUUAACAUCGGAUUCUGUUGUCCCAAAAGGGAAGAAGACAAAGACAGUAAAGACUUCUUCAAAGCCACAAGGCAGCCUCCUUUCCUUUUUCAAACCUAAACUCACAAAUGUUGGUCCUCCCACUGAAGCCCCUGUCGGGCAGUGUGAAAAACCACCCGACCUGGAUGAAAUGUCCCCAACACAAAACUCUCUAAAAGUGUCGUCAGUUACAGACAAGGUACCUGAACAUACAGCGCCUUUAUUUGAUGGUUCCAAACAGAUGUGUACCAGUGGCACCACAGAGAAAUAUGACAAACAGAUGAAGGCAAAACAUUCGACCGCACAGUCCACUGUGGGACGCUCAAAUGCCAACAAAGGGGCAUCAUUUGUCUUUUGGAAGUCAGUGCUUCAUGGACCGCCUCCACCACCCUCCUGUAAGGUCCACGGGGAACCCUGCGUGCUGCGUACUGUAAAAAAAGAGGGGCCAAACAUGGGCAAACAGUUCUUUGUUUGUGCCCGUCCUCAGGGACAUGCCUCCAACCCUGAGGCUCGAUGCAGUUUCUUUGCAUGGGUUGACAAGGGGAAGUGACAUGUUUACUGCAUGGACUACAAGUUGUUUUUCCUGACGCGUCAGUAAAACCUCUAUCUCAAACAAGCAGUGUAAGAUUACUACACAGAUGCCUCAUUAUUUCACAGAUUUUAAUUGUUGACUGUGUAUUUUUUCUUAGCUAAAUAAUAAAAGACGGUAGUUUUCUAUUACUUCGAGUUUUUUUUAUUUGUUCUUAGAGCUCAAACCACUUUGUUAAUUAAUAAUCUCUAAUUUGAGGAUUUGCAACCUUUGACUUUUUUAUAGCAUUCUAAAUUAAAUUUUUCACUAUUUUCUGACAUUUCACAGACUUAAAGAUCAAUCACUUAAUUGUGAAAGGAAAAAUAAUUGACAUUCGCAGUCCUACUUGUUCUCAUCGCAUGAUACACAUCCUAUGGCCUCUGAUUGUCCAAGAUGUCAUUAUUUUGUGACCUGCAGUAAGGGGUCACAGAUAGAAUAUUUAAUUAUCACAUCUGGAUGCUGUUGUUGGUCGUUGAUUUGUAUAAUUUACUGAUCAGUGAUUUGUUGUUCUGUUACUGUGUUGUUGCCCACUAGAUGGUGAUAGUAGUGAGCUGAUGACACAAACCUUUUUCCUCAGAGAAGAGAGAAGAAAUGUAAUUUUCCACAGCAACACAUUUUAUUGACAGUACCAGCUGCACAGCCACAGAAUAACCACUGUAAAGUAGGCCAGUAGCCAGAGUAUUUUAAUCAUAAUGUGUUUUUAUUUGUCAGCUUUGGGUUUACAUUAAAUUUAAAAAGACUGGUUGAGUAUUCCAAAAAAAAUAACUUGGGUCAAUGCUAGCAGUGUCCAGAUAUGUACAGUUAGAUUAUAGUAUUUCAUAGAGUAACAGAGCACCACGUGUGGCCAGAUCAUUC